AUGAGAGAAGCUGAGGGAAAUUAUUUGGCUAAAGAAAAAUUUUUUAAUCCUACUAAUACCAAGGUUUUGUGUUUCAGGUCUGACUACAGCCACAUAUCCUCCACCAGCAGUGAGCUCUCCGUGGAGGAGCCGCAGGAUCCUUUCCUGGUUAGCAUCCACAUAAUCGCAGACCCAGGGGAAUCCCAGCCCCUGCAGGAGGCCAUCGACCGGGUCUUGGCUUGGAUCCACCCGGACCUGCAGCUGUUCCGGGUCUCCGAACGGAGGGCUUCCCGGCGGCGGAGGAAGGCCUCGAAGGCGAAGGCGGCGCAGCCCGCCCUGGCGGUGGUUCUCUUCCUGCAGGAGGGGUACGGCGACGAGCCCAUCCUGCAGCUGCACCGCGCGCUGCAGCGGCCGCCCUGGCGCCACCACCACACAGAGCGCGUGCCCGGCAGGCUCCUGCCCUACCUGCCCUGCAGCCAGGACUUCUUCAUGCUGGCGCCCGGGACUCCGCUGUGGGCCAUCCGGCCCGUGCACUACGGCAGGGAGAUCGUGCGCUUCACCAUCUACUGCCGCCAUGACAACUACGCCGAUAUCCUCAAGUUCUACGAGCUGAUCCUCCGGCGGAGCCCCAGCCAAAGGAAGACGGACUUCUGCAUCUUCCCCAUUUUCUCCAGCCUGGAUGUGGACAUCCAGUUCUCCCUCAAGAGGCUGCCCAGUGACCAGAACCCCGUCCCCACCGACAACUCGGUGCUGGAGUUCCGAGUCAAGGACAUCGGCGAGCUCGUGCCCCUCUUGCCCAACCCCUGCAGCCCCAUCAGUGAGGGGCGUUGGCAGACGGAGGACCACGACGGGAACAAGGUCCUUCUGCAGGCGCAAAGGGUGCACAAGAAGUUUCCUAAACCCAGCAGAGCUCACCACUCCUCGGAGAAGAAACCUCACUCCAGGCCUUCCCCGAGCUGCACCACAUCGAGCCGUCCUCCUGGCAGCAGACAGCAACCCCUACUGGACACCACACGAGCCAGCAGCACUCCUGGCCUUCCGUGGUCUUUCCAGAGAAGCAAGUCCUUGUUUUGUUUGCCCACAGAAGACCCCGACCCAGCCUUCUCGGCUGUACCACAGUGUUUUUCAAACACAGGUGCCCCAGGGCACCGGGCAUCGGAGUGGAGACACGGCCACCUCCUCUCCAUCGAUGACUUAGAGGGGUCCCAGGAGACAGAUGUGGACACGGGCCUGCGGCUGUCCUCCUCGGACCUGUCCGUGGUCUCUGCGUAUUCUGCACCCAGUAGAUUCUUUAGCGCCUUGGAAACACCCCUCCCCUCCGAACGCUGUGGCAGCCACUGCUCCAAGCACAAAGGUUCCCGAGAAGGACCACUACCCGCUGGGAGUGGGGUGACCACGGAGACCUCCUGGGCUUCCCUCCCUCUCUUCACUGAAGGGCCUUCCAGCUCCUUGGCAACGGCGGUUGCCGCUCCCCCAGCUUCUGGUGCCACCACCCUCACAGGGUCAUCCUCCAAGCUCCCUGGCGAUGCUCCCAACACCGAGCAGACUGGCAGGUACAUCACACCAUCCCCAGCACUGGCUGGGCCCGGGGACAGUGACACAGAGGAAUUCUAUAUCUGAGCACCUCUACGCUGUUGUUUUCAUUCACACAACUCAGCUUCCCCAGGUCUGUCUGGAACCUAGUCAUCUAUCCCAGCCCCCCAUUCGCCAUGCCACCCACGCUAGGGACUAGGUGGAAAAAUACUGGCAUUUUUAUGCCAAUAACUUAAGUCAUAAAAUAUAUUUUUUGAAUUACUCAGUUCCAUUUGAGAUAUGGUUUAGUGCAUUUACAUACUUUAAAUGCUUCAUACAAUUACUUGAAAUGAAAAAAAACCUAGUCAGCCAGAGCUGGUUUGGCCAUUUUUCAUGCUGUGAAGAAAGAACAAUUAAAGCCAAAAUGUUGACUGUAGCAAAGAUACUGAGUGACUUGAGUGAACUGUGUGAGAAAUGAGUGCACAGUAACAAUGUACAACCCUGGACUUCCCAGGUAGAUUUAUAUUACCAAGGAGCAGUGACCCUAAUAAUUUCCAAGUAGUGCUUAGAAUGAAAAAGUCAGCUUGAUAAGACAGCUGUAAGCAUCAAUCAGGCUACAGUCAUACACACUUAAUGUCUUGCAACAUCCAAAAAUCUGGAUUUUCACUAACGUGGCUAAUAAGCUUUAUAAGGAUUUAGCAUGAGUAGCAGACUCUUGGUGCAUUUAAAAUCUGAUUUCAGUUCCAAAAUCUAGAUUUGUAUUCACCUUUCGACAAUACUAGCACAUUCACUGUAGCAAGUGAGGGCCACAGAAGGCCACUCCCGCACCUGGAUUUAUUUGGACCAAUCGUUCAUUGGAAUUACAGAAUAAUAGGAUGUUGACUGGGUAGGCAGUCUUAGGGUUUUUCAGUUUUAAAACCUGCAGUCUAAGGGCUGUCUAUGUAUAUCUAUAUAAAUGGCAGGACCCACAUUGUAUACCACUUUCUCUGGCAAAUAUGCAUUGUCACCUUGUCUUUUCAUCUUUAAAUAACUUGUAACAUUUUAACCAGCAUUUGGGUUGCACACUAGGAAGCUUUCCACGCAGUGCCCCCUGAACAAACACAGCUGCAGUGCUGGCCUUGCCAGAGUGCCAGGCGCCUUAAUUGAAGCUGGAGCUUUCCCCUGACCGUGGCCCUCUAGACUGUUGUCUGCUUCUGUCACCAUGUGAAUGGUAUUUAAUCUCACCUCUCUCCCACUCCAGUAAGGGCACAUUUACAGUUCCAGCCUCAGCAAUGCCAAGUGCAGGCGUGGGGCAAUGCCGUGGGGCAAUGCUGUCGCUGGUUCCGUUUACUUUUGGGGAAGAAGAGUGUGUAUUUUCCUUGUUUAUUUCUCAGUCUGGUGCUCCUUGCCUACAUUAGCACAGCCCGUUUUCACCUCUCCGGAAGCGCCCACCCCAGUCCAGACACAGCCUUCCAGGCAGCUUUCUCCACACAGCCU
Messenger RNA from Myotis davidii, 2967 nucleotides. It is a transcript of the gene FAM124A, whose product is annotated as family with sequence similarity 124 member A. The record is from RefSeq and is a predicted model, not a curated record. NCBI's taxonomy places the organism in Eukaryota, Metazoa, Chordata, Mammalia, Chiroptera, Vespertilionidae.